AUGUCGACGUCAAACUCUAUUACAACGAAGGCGCCGGCGCCCGGCGCCCCUCCUCUCACUAUGCGAUUCCAAGAAUCGAUAUCACAGCCGGUCGUUGCGGCGUUCUGGGCUGGCGGCGUCGCUGGUGCCGUCUCCCGGACCGUCGUGUCGCCCCUGGAACGACUCAAGAUCCUCAUGCAGAUACAGAGUACUGGGCGAGAGGCCUAUAAACUGUCCGUGGGACAGGCGUUGGCGAAGAUGUGGAAGGAAGAGGGCUGGAGGGGCUUCAUGGCUGGCAAUGGCACCAAUUGCAUCCGCAUCGUCCCGUACUCUGCGGUACAAUUUAGCAGCUACAAUUUUUACAAGAGGAACAUCUUCGAAUCAUCACCUGGUGCGGACCUGGCGCCGCUGACCCGACUCGUCUGCGGUGGUGCCGCUGGUGUGACGUCCGUCUUCUUCACUUAUCCCCUCGACAUCGUUCGGACGCGCUUGUCAAUCCAGUCUGCCAGUUUCACUGAGCUAGGCGAGAAACCGCAAAAGCUGCCAGGCAUGUGGGCUACUCUGGUGAGGAUGUACAAGACGGAAGGCGGCGUGUCUGCUCUGUACCGCGGCAUCAUACCUACAGUCGCAGGUGUAGCACCUUACGUUGGCUUGAAUUUCAUGGUGUACGAGUCGAUCCGCAAGCACCUGACGUAUGAAGGAGAAGAGAACCCAGGUGCUAUGAGAAAACUGCUCGCGGGUGCGAUCUCUGGUGCCGUGGCGCAAACCUGCACAUAUCCCUUCGACGUACUGCGACGACGGUUCCAGAUCAACACCAUGUCCGGCAUGGGCUACCAAUACAAAGGCGUCGCGGACGCGAUCAGGGUCAUUGUGGCCCAGGAAGGAAUCAAGGGCCUCUACAAGGGCAUCGUGCCCAAUCUCCUGAAAGUGGCACCGAGUAUGGCCUCGAGCUGGCUGAGCUUCGAGAUGACCCGAGAUUUCCUGCUGGAUCUGAAACCAGUGGCGGAUUCGAGUUCCUUAUAG
Molecule: messenger RNA, 1002 nt
Organism: Emericellopsis cladophorae
Lineage: Eukaryota; Fungi; Ascomycota; Sordariomycetes; Hypocreales; Bionectriaceae
Exons: 5
Coding region: 1-1002 (333 amino acids)
Biological process (GO): transmembrane transport
Source: RefSeq, a predicted model, not a curated record